Ostertagia ostertagi is the source of this 234-nucleotide messenger RNA. The record is from the annotation of a GenBank genome assembly. Lineage: Eukaryota; Metazoa; Nematoda; Chromadorea; Rhabditida; Trichostrongylidae.
AUGGGUAUUCUUAAGAAUCACUCGAAGAAUUCGGAGCGAUCAGCAACAAUCUCUGGUCUGAAGGCGUCUUUAUCGAAGAGGUCACGACGAGUCGUAGAAGCUGGAGUGGAGAAAAAGCAACAUCACGUUUCAUCUGAUUCACAACAGGAAGAUGCAUCGAAAGUACGCACCCGGAAGUCGGCAAGAGGAAACAAGGCAAAAGUUUUCGAAGAUUUCGUUCCUAUUCCUCAGUAA